CCCCUAUCGCGAUAUGGCUCGCGAGAAGGACAAGCGGAGCUGCGGGCAGGUAUGGGCUCAAUGGAAAGCGUUCGUAUGGGACCCCCGCACCCGGCAGCUCCUCGGCAGGACUGGGAGCAGUUGGGGCCUGAUCCUGCUCUUCUACCUGGUGUUCUAUGGGUUCCUGGCCGGGCUCUUCGCCCUCACCAUGUGGGUGAUGCUCCAGAGCGUGGAUCCCCACGUGCCCAAGUACCAGGACCGGCUCCUCACCCCCGGGCUGAUGAUCCGGCCCUAUGCCGAGGGCCUCGACGUCACCUUCAACGUGAGCCAGAGCCACACCUGGCUCCCCUAUGUCCGCGCCCUGCACCAGUUCCUGGAGCCCUACAACGACAGCGUCCAGGCCGCCCGCAACGCCGCCUGCACCCCGGGCCGUUACAACGAGCAACCCGACGACGGGGUCCCCAACGUGCCCAAGCGGGCCUGCCGCUUUAACCGGAGCGCUCUAGGACCCUGCGCGGGGCUGGGGCCGCCCCAUAGCGAGACCUACGGCUACGGCACCGGCCAGCCCUGCGUGCUCGUCAAGAUCAAUAGGAUCAUCAACUUCUUCCCUGGGAGGAACAAGAGCAUCAACGUGGUCUGCGCAGCAAAGGACGAGGAAGACGCCGCCCUCCUGGGCCCCCUCCACCUCUUCCCCCCCAAUGGCUCCGUGGACCUCAUGUACUUCCCCUACUACGGCAAGAGGGUGCACGUGAACUACUCCCAGCCGGUGGUGGCCGUGCUGUUCGCCAACGCCACGCCGGGGGUGCAGCACCACGUGGAGUGCCGGCUGCUGGAGGGGCGGCGCGGCGACUAUCGCGACAGCGGCGGCGACUAUCGCGAUAACGGCGGCGACUAUCGCGAUAGCGGCGGCGAAUAUCGCGAUAGCGGAGGGGAAUAUCGCGAUAGCGGCGGGGAAUAUCGCGAUAACGGCGGCGGGGAUCGCCACAGCGGCGACUAUCGCGAUAGCGGAGGCGACUAUCGCGACAGCGGAGGGGACUAUCGCGACAGCGGAGGCGACGGGAGGGACAAGUUCGCCGGCAGGGUGGCGUUCCGGCUGCGGCUGCACCGGGACUGA
Messenger RNA from Pezoporus occidentalis (night parrot), 1093 nucleotides. RefSeq names its product ATPase Na+/K+ transporting subunit beta 2 (gene ATP1B2). The transcript has 7 exons. Gene Ontology annotation, biological process: intracellular potassium ion homeostasis; potassium ion import across plasma membrane; sodium ion export across plasma membrane. Gene Ontology annotation, molecular function: ATPase activator activity. Gene Ontology annotation, cellular component: sodium:potassium-exchanging ATPase complex. The record is from RefSeq and is a predicted model, not a curated record. Lineage: Eukaryota; Metazoa; Chordata; Aves; Psittaciformes; Psittacidae. The coding region runs from base 14 to 1093 and encodes 359 amino acids.